AUGUCGAAGCUCUCUUCAUGUGCUAUACCUGUUUCCAUGCGGUCCUCAUGGAACGGGUUUCGAUUAGCGCCGUUUGCGUUUGCCAUGGCUUCAUCGUCUGCUUUCCAAACGAGGAGUUCCUCGACUUCUCGUAUUUCAUCGACAUUUAAAAACUCUCCUCGGCGACUAGGACAAAUUUUAUCCGCAAGAACUCAUGCCCAGCAGUUUUACCGGUUCUACAGUAACGGUAACCUUCCUGAGCAUAAGAAGGUCCCUUUACCAGCUCUUUCGCCGACCAUGGAACAUGGAACUAUUGUCUCGUGGCAAAAGAAAGAAGGAGAUCAGCUUGCGGAAGGCGAUCUUCUUUGCGAAAUUGAAACCGAUAAGGCUACGAUGGGCUUUGAAACGCCGGAGGAGGGAUACUUGGCCAAAAUUUUGAUUCCAGAAGGUGCCAAAGACAUUCCUAUUGGAAAAAUUUUGUGCAUAAUAGUUGACGACAAGGAAGACGUAGGAGCAUUUGCGGAAUACAAAGCAGAAGAAGGGGAUGAUGCAAGUAAAGAAAGCCCGGCUCCUAAGGCAGAGCCUAAACCAGCUUCUGCUGCUGCCCCUGCAGUGUCAGCUCCUACUGCAGCUGCUGCGAAUCAGCCACAAGCUGUUUCAAAACCUGCAGAAGGUGGGCGUGUUGUUGCUACACCAUACGCUAAAAAACUGGCUGCGGAAAGGGGCAUUGAUCUCAGUUCUAUAGCAGGUUCCGGACCUGGAGGUCGUAUUCUUGCUGCUGAUGUUUCAACUGCUUCUGAAUCGAAACCUCAGCCAGUAGCAGCUGCUGGAGCUGCCGGAGGCGCUACGGCUGGAGGAGAGAUGGCAUUUGUCGAUAUACCGUUGACCAGUAUGCGUAGUACUAUCGCGAAACGCCUGUUGGAAAGUAAGACAACUAUCCCUCACUAUUAUCUGACUUCAGAGGUCAUUAUUGAUGAUCUACUCAAGGUUCGUUCAAAAUUGAACGAUUUGCUCGCGAAGCUGGUGAAGUCCAGUGGCGAAGAACCACAGAAACUUACAUUAAAUGAUUUUAUAAUCAAGGCUUCUGCGUUGGCUUGCCUUCGUGUACCUGAAGCAAAUAGUUUCUUUAUGGACAGUUUUAUUAGACAGAAUUUAAAUGUUGAUGUGUCUGUGGCAGUUAGUACAGACGCCGGUUUGCUAACUCCAAUCAUUUUUAACGCACAUAGCAAGGGUUUGGCUACUAUCAGCAGGGAAGUAAAAGAGCUAGCUGCGAAAGCUCGGAGUGGAAAGCUUCAACCAAACGAGUUCCAGGGUGGAACAUUUACUGUCUCGAACUUGGGUAUGUUUGGCAGCGUGAGUAAUUUUUCUGCUAUUAUAAAUCCACCUCAGUCGUGUAUCUUGGCCAUUGGGGGAUCCGAGAAAAAGCUCGUUCCUGAUGAAGUCGGGUUGGUUGCUAGAAAACUAAAAAUUUUUAAAACGGUAACGACCAUGCAUGUUACUCUGUCGUGUGAUCACCGUGUUGUCGAUGGCGCGGUUGGGGCACAGUGGUUGAAACAUUUUAAAGAUUUUAUCGAGAAGCCACAUACUAUGCUUUUAUAA
This is a messenger RNA of Enterobius vermicularis (human pinworm), 1578 nucleotides long. NCBI's taxonomy places the organism in Eukaryota, Metazoa, Nematoda, Chromadorea, Rhabditida, Oxyuridae. The record is from the annotation of a GenBank genome assembly.